GGAAUGCAAAAUCAGAAUUGUAUACGCAAGAAAGCAUAUUCUUCUCACUUGUGCCAUGAAAAACUGAUAAUCAAAUGAAUUGCUAACAAGAAAGAAUAACAAUACAAACAAAAAUAAUUGAUCGCUUAACAGGGACUAUGACGAAAUCUAUUCCGCUCUCCUCAUUUGCAGUGCUAGCAUUGGCCAAAUUGGCCGACGCGUAUGACAGUGGUUGGCAUCACCGUCAAACCACCACCAAUUGCUCAACUAUCAUGGAAAUCAUUUGUGACGUUGACAACAAUCUUUCGACAGACACAUUCUGCGAAGCCGUUGAGAUGGCUGGACUUGACUUGGAUACCGAAACAUGGACCGUCUUCGCACCGGUCAAUGACGCCUUUCAUUUACUCCCCGAUACCAUUGUGGAAGACAUGCUCGAUGGCGAUGAUCCAAGGGGCUUGAUUGAUCUCCUAGCUUACCACACUGCCGAGGAAAAGAAGAUCAUGAGCACCGAUUUGAAAUGCGACACACGAAUUUUCAUGAGCAACGAAGAAUUUACUGUCACAAUCUGCGAAGGUGAUAAAACCUUUCAGGUGGGUCUAGCAAAUCCCACAUCAGACUAUCCACAAAUUAUCACCGCUGAUAUUGAGGCAUGCAAUGGAGUGAUUCAUACUCUAAGCGAAAUCAUGCUGUAAGUUCUUUCAUAUGUGUCACCGUCAAGUGCGUAGCCUAUAGGGAAACGAUCUCGACAGAAGUAGCAAAAGUUGCCGAUCGUCUCACUACAGAUUUCUACAUGAUUUUUUAUUCAUUUAAAUUCCAGAUACAAGGAGUAUGAUGUUUCCAACAGUACUUUUGUUCAGGCGGCAGUAGACUUCACUUCCGGCCCUUCGAGUUCCCCAUCCGACGGGCCCUCUAUGGAACCAUCUGUUAGACCUUCGAGCUCCCCUUCUGAUGGACCUUCUAUGGAACCAUCUGUUAGCCCUUCGAGCUCCCCUUCUGACGGACCUUCUAUGGAACCAUCUGUUAGCCCUUCAAGCUCCCCUUCUGAUGGACCUUCUAUGGAACCAUCUGUUAGCCCUUCGAGCUCUCCGUCCGACGGACCCUCUAUGGAACCAUCUGUUAGCCCUUCGAGCUUUCCAUCCGACGGACCCUCUAUGGAACCAUCUGUCAGCCCUUCGAGCUCUCCAUCCGACGGACCCUCUAUGGAACCAUCUGUCAGCCCUUCGAGCUCUCCAUCCGACGGACCCUCUAUGGAACCAUCUGUCAGCCCUUCGAGCUCUCCAUCCGACGGGCCCUCUAUGGAACCAUCUGUUAGCCCUUCGAGCCCCCCGUCCGACGGACCCUCUGAACCAUCUAUUGUACCAACGCCCUCCCCAUCGCGUAGCCCGUCAGAUGGACCGUCGCUUGCACCUUCGGUCAGUCCUUCGGUUUAUCCAUCGGACGGACCAUCGCUUGCACCUUCGGUCAGUCCUUCGGUUUAUCCAUCGGAUGGACCAUCUCUCGCACCUUCUUCCAAGCCUCCCAUGGCAUCCGUCGAGGCAGGGUUAGAAUCAGACGAGCCAGCACCAGCAGAGACAGCAGAGCCACCACGAAAAUCGCCAGAUGAACCAGAACCAUGCACGAUUACGGAGAUCGUUUGUGACUCGGACAGUUUCACCCAUCUCUGUGCCGCCUUCAGUGCUACGGGCGGACUCGAUAAGUUUUUCGGCAAACCCAGUGGAAACAUCACUCUCUUUGCUCCCACCGAUGAAGCCUUCGAGAAGCUUGGGCCCGUUGCACUAGACUAUUUGAUGGAGGAAUCAAACAAGGAUCUCUUGACAAACAUCUUGAUGUUCCACACGAUCGGCGAUCAGAUUUUGUACAGCUUCGACUUGGAAUGCAAGGAAGUGAUUCAAAUGGACAACGGUCGAGAUUCCCGCACUGUUUGCAAAGACAGAAAUAUCUACCAGAAGGGAUCUGGGAACAGCCGUUCUGACUUGCCCCAAAUCAUCGAGAGCGACAUUGAGACCUGCAAUGGUUUGAUUCAUGUCGUCGAUGAAGUGAUUCUCUACAAGACGCCAACCAAGCUUGGGAUCCCUCCCAGAGAUGCGACAUUCCCUCCAACAGCAUCUCCUCCUCUGUCAACACUGGCGCCAAUCGCGGCACCUACCGACGCUCCGGUUGCCGAGAUCGAUGUCGUUUCACCAACCCCCGCUCCAGUUGUGCCACCAACAUCUGCUCCGGUUGUUGAAGCAGAGACCAUUGAACCUGAAGAGUGCAAAAGCAUUGGUAAGAUUUCCAUUGAUGUACUACUAACCUUACAAAUAUGCAACCAUCAUGUCCAAAUCUUAUUUCUUUCAACUCUCUUUAUUUCUCAAUCUCAAUCCUUUCACAUCAGACGAACUUGUAUGCAGCUUACCCGAUUUGUGAGUACAAAUAGAGCAAUGAAAAGCUGAUGGCAUUUGCGUGAAAUAUUAAUUUGGGCAUUUCACAACCUCACACAUCGUCUGUAAUUUCCCUGAUUUUUUUUCAUUUUAUUCAUUGCAGCUCCAUUCUAUGCGAUGCUCUCGCAAGAACCGGUGUUGAGAGCAGCCUCAAGUCCGGAGAAUGGACUGUGUUCGCUCCCAACAACGAGGCGUUUUUGAAAUUACCUACAAGCGAUGUUGAAAAACUCGCGUACAACGAGAUUUCUCUGACUCAGUUGCUAGUCUUCCAUGUGGUUGCAGGGAAGACGUUGUACAAGGACGAUCUCCCCUGCGAGGCUGGGUACAAUCUGAUUGAGAUGGCCAGCGGGAAAGAUAGCCGAACGCUGUGCGUUGACGGCAUCCCGACGUACCAGAAGGGAAAGUACAAUCCGGACAGCGACAUACCCGAAUUUGUCAAUUUUGACAUGAAAGCCUGCAACGGGGUUGUUCACGAGUUGGACAAAGUGAUGCUCUUCCGUCCGAUUUCAGAGCUUUAGGGACUUCAAAGCAAACAAAUAGCUCUGAAUGCAAGAGCACAAUUAUGUGUUCAAUGUCCUUCUCUCUUUUUCCGACGUGCAAUAUUCCUCCUCUCCCUUUCCACCAAAUCCUUCCACGAAUUUCGACGAUAAACUAUUUAUUUUGUUGUCACUGCACUCCAUAACAUUGAAACGAUACCAUUAAAUUGUGUAACCUUCGCGUUAAGUUGCUAAAUGGUCUAUGUUGCCGCCACCGGUUUCGAUUGAGCAUUGCAGCAGCUAGCGCGAGGCAAAAGUAAUUCUUAUAAUUUAUAUCAUU
Pseudo-nitzschia multistriata is the source of this 3215-nucleotide messenger RNA. Lineage: Eukaryota; Bacillariophyta; Bacillariophyceae; Bacillariales; Bacillariaceae. The record is from the annotation of a GenBank genome assembly.